AUGGGUGGUUGUAAAUUGGAAGCCGAUGAUGGCAGAUACAUGAAAUGUAAUAAAUGCGAUCAAUCAUACGACUUAUUGUGUGCCGGAUUGGCUUUAGAUAGGUACCAAACCUUGUCAAUUGAGGACCUCAAUUCUUGGAUUUGUAUGGAUUGCCGAAGUACAAUACCCAAAACUGGCAACACAGAGACACCUGUACGUCUCUUUCCUAGCUUAAGCCACUGUUUGGGUAAUGAUAGUUCAAUUGCUGAAAUAGUUGAUACCUCGGUUUUGGACUUAGAGAACGGCUUUGAAAAUGUCACCAUAGGACGAGGGCAGUACAAGUCACAGAACUCACAGAAUAUUCAUCGAGUGGACGAGUUGCCUAAGUGUGUAUGCGGGGGUUCGACGCUGAGAACUAUUAUAAGGGAAGAGCUUAAAGCUUUCUUUACUGACCGCAACCCUUCUUGGCUAUUAGAUGCCGUCCUGCCCAAGACGAGCAAGCUUACACAAUUAAUGAAUGAGGUUCUAAACACCCAGGCUGAGCUAUUAGCUAGACUAAAUGACUUCACCACCCUACCGUCAUCUGUAACGCCAUCUAGCACAUGUACGAAAGCGCAGUCGGCAAAUAUAUCUACACAUUUACCACCCAAACCUGAAACACCUAAAUUGUACUUGCCUAUUUCUACCACUGGCAACUCCGUUGGUAGAGUAAACUCCCCUAACAAAUUGACUGCGCCUAGCCCUAAACAACAACAACCCGUUCCAGACAGAGCUCCCCCCCCAGUUCAUACAGAACCUGCAACCAAGUCACAGGAGAGUAGGAAAGUUAACCUUUUCAACGGUGAUGCAAGUGAAAAUAAUAGUUUAGGCAAUACUUUUGCUAUAGCAGAUAACGCCUCAGCCUGGAAAAAUGUGCAGUACAGGAGAGGGCGGAUGUCUAACACACCCUCCGAUGGAGUUCGUGAUCGUAAUGGUACCGAAGGAGAGUCCGGGGGUGGCAGCCAUUCUGGCAGCGACGACCGUGGGCACAGACGUAGCAGCAGAGUCAACGGGCGCACAGUGGGCCGAGCAGGCGCCGAAGGUGGCGUAUGCCGCGGCACGGCUCCGCCCGGCACAACUGUCUUAUCCGCCGCGGAGCGUCUACAACAACUGCAUCUGUGCUACGUCCAGGAGGGUACUACAGCGGAGCAAGUGCGGGAGCAUCUGAACACUAUCUGCGAAAGUGAUCUGUGUACGGUUGAAUCUCUUAAGCCCCGUGGGAACUAUUCAUCAUUUAAACUUGGAGUGCCCUCUAAGUUCUCUGAGCUAGUGCUGUCAGCUAAUAACUGGGCCCAAGGAAUAUGUGUUAAAUAUUGGCGACAGAACUUUCGAUCGGGCCGGGGGAAAAGCCGCGUCAGCGGCGCGCCCCCGGCAUAAAAAACUUUUAUGUUAUUACCAAAAUGUUCGGGGAUUACGAUCUAAGACUGACAUGUUUGUUAAAAAUGUUACCAUUUGUAAG
Messenger RNA from Cydia fagiglandana, 1477 nucleotides. RefSeq lists its product as uncharacterized. Bases 1 to 1395 code for a protein of 464 amino acids. The transcript has a single exon. The record is from RefSeq and is a predicted model, not a curated record. Lineage: Eukaryota; Metazoa; Arthropoda; Insecta; Lepidoptera; Tortricidae.